Pyricularia oryzae 70-15 is the source of this 201-nucleotide messenger RNA. RefSeq lists its product as uncharacterized. The record is from RefSeq and is a predicted model, not a curated record. NCBI's taxonomy places the organism in Eukaryota, Fungi, Ascomycota, Sordariomycetes, Magnaporthales, Pyriculariaceae. The transcript is spliced from 2 exons. Bases 1 to 201 code for a protein of 66 amino acids.
AUGUUCCCUCCAUGCACAUCUUCAUCUACUUUCUUGGGUCUCACUGCAUUUUCCAUGGCAAGUAUCAGUCCGAACACAGAGAUGAGAGAACCACAAAAAAUAGGCAUGCAUAACAGCAAAACGAAUAUGAUUGUGCUGAUCGCCAAGGGCGGUCCUCGCGCUGCCUUUUCCCGGGGUCAUCCGCCACGAACAAACCCUUGA